Messenger RNA from Penicillium odoratum, 1605 nucleotides. Its product is annotated as putative Golgi matrix protein. The record is from RefSeq and is a predicted model, not a curated record. The transcript is spliced from 6 exons. Bases 1 to 1605 code for a protein of 534 amino acids. Gene Ontology annotation, molecular function: small GTPase binding. Gene Ontology annotation, cellular component: Golgi apparatus. Gene Ontology annotation, biological process: endoplasmic reticulum to Golgi vesicle-mediated transport; Golgi organization. Lineage: Eukaryota; Fungi; Ascomycota; Eurotiomycetes; Eurotiales; Aspergillaceae.
AUGCCUGAGAACCCCCAAGGCGCGAAAUCUAAGAAGAGCAAGAAGAAGGCCAAGGCCAAGGUGGAUGCCGAACUGGCCGACUCCCCAGGCGUUGAACAUGAACAGCCCGAGGAUGCCACUCAGAAUGAUGUCGAGGAACUGGACGAUGCGGUAGAAACCCCCUCCACCGAUGCCCCUCCCGACCCUGGCAGCGCGCUAUAUCAGUCCGCCAAUGAUACCAAAUACGGCAAUGUAACACGAGAGACGCAAGACACUCAACCGGCGCCUGCAACCGCAACCGCAACCGCGACCGUGACCGAGCCCAAAGAUCGCUUCGAUGCGCUGGUUCGAGAGCGAGACUCCCUACGGGCCGAGGUCACCGACAUGCGGAAAUCACUGGAGGAGAUCCAGUCCAAACAUCGAGUGGAAAUGGAAGUGUUGCAGCAGAAAUUGGAUGAUGCAGAGUCCAAGAAGGAACAGGCUGAAACCCAAUUCCAGAAGCUGCUGGAGCGUGUGAAUAUUAUCAAAUCUCAAUUGGGAGAGCGCCUCAAGGAGGACGAGGAGGAAUUGGCCCAGGCGCGAUCUCAGAUCGAGGAGCUCGAAGACGAGAACGCAAACUUAAAGUCACAGCUUGAUGCCAAGUCAGCCGAGCUUGCUGACCUCUCCGAUGGAUCAGCACUGCAGUCCAAAGAGAUCGCCACACUUCGAGAUCGCGCAACCCUGUCACAGCAGAAUUGGUUGAAAGAAAAGCAGGAAUUGAUCGACCAAGAGUCCUAUCUCCAAUCCGAGUUCGAACAAGCCAAGGAGGCCAUGCACAACUGGGAGGUACUUGCGAUGGAGGAACGCUCUAUCCGGGAGAACCUGGGCGAGAAAGUCGUUGAUCUUGAGGAGCAGCUUGGGAACCUUCGCGAUGCCUACGAGAAGGCCACAAGUGACCGGGAUACCCAGCAAUCGACCAUCGACGGUCUCCAGCGUGCAUUGCAGGAAAUCCAAUCAGCACGGAAGCAGGAACUCCGCGAGCUGGUAGAAAGUUCAGAUGCUCAGCUGGAGGAGCUGAGAAGAUCGCUACGAGAGGCACAACAACAAGCUGGCGAUGCAGACAAGAAUAUGAAGAAUGCGCAAGAAGAACUAGAUCGGGUGCGCCCGUUUGAGAAGGAGGUGAAAGAGAAAAAUCUGCUCAUCGGAAAGCUGCGUCAUGAAGCAGUCACAUUAAAUGAUCACCUUACCAAGGCCUUGCGAUUCCUCAAGAAGGGGAAGCCGGAGGAUAACGUGGACCGGCAUAUUGUCACAAACCACCUGCUGCAUUUCCUGGCGCUAGAUCGAUCGGAUCCUAAGAAGUUCCAAAUCCUACAACUCAUAGCAGCCCUUUUGGGCUGGGAUGACGAACAACGAGAACAAGCUGGGCUCGCUCGACCAGGCACCUCAACUAUGUCUGGUAAGCUUCGGGUUCCCGGGACUCCUUUACGGACUCCCAGUACGCCCAACCUGGCCGAAUUCAUGGACAAUGGAGCGUCCAGCAAGGAAACACUGGCGGAGUUAUGGUCCAAUUUCCUGGAGCAGGAAGCAGAGGCGGGCAACCUGAACGCGAUGCGACGAGGUAGCCACUCAGGACCUACUAAAUCAUAA